AUGCUCGAGCGAAGCGAGAGGAAGGAACAAAGUAACUCGACCGUAAGGGAGAGCAUCUUCCUCCCUCGAAUCUUUCUCUUUGUUUUUUGCUUGAUUAUACGGCUGUUGAUUGAGUCUUUCUGUUGCAGGAGCGAUAUAAAGGGGUUUCUGUCUAAGUCUUCGAGUCCUCGAUUCGGUCCUCUCUUGGAAGUGGGAAGUGAGGGGGCAGUGCUAGCUGUCCAUCUAGUCCAUUCCGUCCUGCGUUGGAAAAACCUCUACUCUACCCCUAUGUUCGUAUGCCCCUAUGUCCGUGCAAGCAGUGGCCCCUUGGCUCUAAGCCUGAUAGUGGUCUUAGUGUAA
This is a messenger RNA of Nicotiana tabacum (common tobacco), 339 nucleotides long. NCBI's taxonomy places the organism in Eukaryota, Viridiplantae, Streptophyta, Magnoliopsida, Solanales, Solanaceae. The record is from the annotation of a RefSeq genome assembly.